CAACUUUUAUAUUUUACUCUGCUGCUUCGAGAUCAACGCAUUAAAAGUAAUGGGGUACAUUUAGAAUAUUUAGAUUUUAAGGGGUUGAAGUUGUAAUUUUGAAGAAGUGGAAGAUCAAUAAAAAAUAAUAGAAGAACAGAGACGACGAAACCUGCCGGAGAACUGAGGAGAGAAAAAAAUCCGUCGAAAAUGGGAAUUUGAAUUCGUCUUCUGUUGAUCAUCGCUUCACUUCUGCUUCCAGAGCUUUUACUCAGAAGAAGCUUGAUGAUCUCAAAUCUCUCUUUGUUUCCCUCGCUUCCAAGUCUCACAGCAAUGACCAAUACGUCUCGUACCCUGUUUUCCAGGUUUUGACAAAAAAAAAAAUUGUGUUCUGUUCUCAUCUGGUUUUUGUGGUUGAUAGUUUUGAAUUAAGCCUUACACGAUGUGUGUCGGAAUAGUGUCCAAAUCUCUUGUUUUUCUCAAACUCGCAAAAACUCACCAAAGGAAACUCAACAAUUUCACUCGGGAGUGUUG
Messenger RNA from Arabidopsis thaliana (thale cress), 513 nucleotides. RefSeq lists its product as uncharacterized. NCBI's taxonomy places the organism in Eukaryota, Viridiplantae, Streptophyta, Magnoliopsida, Brassicales, Brassicaceae. The record is from RefSeq and is marked reviewed. Bases 265 to 351 code for a protein of 28 amino acids. The transcript has 2 exons.